UGAGCAGCCUUCCAGCAGGGAGAAGCCGUUCAGGUGCUUGGAAUGUGGGAAGAGCUUCAGUGACAGCUCCAACCUCCGCACUCACCAGCGAAUCCACUCUGGGGAACGGCCCUACACGUGUAGGGAAUGUGGGAAGAGCUUCAGGCACAGCUCCACCCUUCGCACCCACCACCGUAUUCACACUGGGGAACUGCCCUACAUGUGCAGGGAAUGUGGGAAGAGCUUCAGCCAGAACUCCACCCUCUACACUCACCAGCGCAUCCACAGUGGGAAAAGGCCCUACACAUGUGGGGAAUGUGGGAAGAGCUUCAGCCAAAACUCCACCCUCCAAACCCACCAGCGCAUCCACACUGAGGAACGGCCCUACCUGUGUGGGGAAUGUGGGAAGACCUUCAGGCAGAGCUCCCACCUUCGCACCCACAAGGUCAUCCACACCGGGAAACGGCCCUACGAGUGUGGAGAAUGUGGGAAGAGGUUUCAGACCAGCUCCAAUCUCCUCCUGCAUGAGCGGACGCACACGGAUGAGAGGCCCUUCCGCUGCACAGACUGCGGGAAGGGCUUCAAGCAGAACUCCCACCUCAUCACCCACCAGCACAUCCACACAGGGGAGAGGCCCUACAAGUGUGGGGAGUGUGGGAAGAGCUUCACCCACAGCUCUACCUUGACCCAACACCAACGGACCCACCAGUAAGGGAAGCCCUACCAGUGCCCUGACUGCAGGAAGAGCUUCGGCCGCUGC
Messenger RNA from Pipra filicauda (Wire-tailed manakin), 739 nucleotides. RefSeq names its product zinc finger protein 70-like. Gene Ontology annotation, molecular function: DNA-binding transcription factor activity, RNA polymerase II-specific; RNA polymerase II cis-regulatory region sequence-specific DNA binding. Bases 200 to 691 code for a protein of 163 amino acids. Lineage: Eukaryota; Metazoa; Chordata; Aves; Passeriformes; Pipridae. The transcript has a single exon. The record is from RefSeq and is a predicted model, not a curated record. Gene Ontology annotation, biological process: regulation of transcription by RNA polymerase II.